AUGCAGCUCUCCCUCGUCGCGCUCUUCGCCGCCGCCGCCGCCAGCAGCUUCGCCCUGGCGGUACCUACGACGCUUACGGCCCGCCAGACGGGCAACUGCCCCGCGGUGCCGUACUGCUACUUCUACGGCACGGUCACGCACCGGGACGGCACCACGCAGGACGGAGUGACACUCACCGAGUCGUGCGCGGGCUGCCCCUACACCAGCUGCGGCGCACCCAACCCGGGCAGCAUCAACGUCGGCGCCGGGACCCUCAAUGGGUACAUCGCGCAUUGCACGUAUUGGACUAGGGGAGAGGGACGUCAGUCGUCGCAGUCCCGUUUGCAGGAGGUUGUUGGUUCAAAGAUGAAACGUUCCGUCCUUGCCACCAUCGCCCUUGCCGCUGCAAGCUCUGCGCUCAAGGCGCUGCCCUCGCCAGCCUGCAGCAUCUCCGGGACACUCACAAUCGGCGGAGCAUCCUUCCCCGUCACUGUAGGCCAGGACUGCGACGGCACUUUGGACAACCACACGACAUGCGUGCCUAUGGCUCGAAGCACGCCGGGCCGGAUAACCAUUCCCGGCGUUGGUAACGUAGCCGUAACUGAGGGCCAGCCCUUCACCGUCACCAUAGGCGGUAUGCACCACACCUUUAUGAUGUGUCAGUGA
This is a messenger RNA of Phanerochaete carnosa HHB-10118-sp, 645 nucleotides long. RefSeq lists its product as uncharacterized. The record is from RefSeq and is a predicted model, not a curated record. The coding region runs from base 1 to 645 and encodes 214 amino acids. The transcript is spliced from 4 exons. NCBI's taxonomy places the organism in Eukaryota, Fungi, Basidiomycota, Agaricomycetes, Polyporales, Phanerochaetaceae.